Kalmanozyma brasiliensis GHG001 is the source of this 1959-nucleotide messenger RNA. RefSeq names its product E3 ubiquitin-protein ligase Highwire/Pam/Rpm-1. The transcript has a single exon. NCBI's taxonomy places the organism in Eukaryota, Fungi, Basidiomycota, Ustilaginomycetes, Ustilaginales. The record is from RefSeq and is a predicted model, not a curated record. The coding region runs from base 1 to 1959 and encodes 652 amino acids.
AUGGCGCAGCUCAUCCCCGGCGACGCAUCCAUCGUGCUCACCCGUCUGCUCAUCCUCACCGUCUGGGGCAUCACACCCUUCAGCUGGCUCGCCCUCCUCACCCGCAUCAUCCGAUACUACCUCAACAAUCACACCUCCUACUCGAUAGACUCCAGACUAUGGGCCACAUUUGUCAAGCACUCGCCUCGCACGGUCACCAACAUCUUUGCGCACCUCCUCUCUCCACGCUGGCGAUGGGCUUCCACCGUCUUCUACUCCUACUGCGCGAUCGAGGCGGCCUUCUCGCUGUACCAUCUGCACCUGUCGCAGCGACUGCAGCGACCGGGACCGCGACCGCUUUACGGACGGCGCUUCUUGCGCAGCGUCUUUGCGCAGGCGCUCCAGGCGGGACUCGAGCCUUCCGGCGAGGAUCUGACGAAUGGCAACGCCAAAGGGUCGUAUGCUAGCGCAGUCCAAGCUUCACUGGGAGACGGACCUGUAUCGAGGCGCACCAACGGCUCCUCCUCGUUAAGAAAAGAAGAUCCGCCGCCGAGCGACGUCCGUCAGCGCCUCGGCCGGCUGCGAGCGGCGAGCUUCGUCCCGCAAUUCGUCUCGUCCCCGAUCUCGGCCGACGAUCCACGCGCGCUCAAGUUCCAGCAGGACCAGGCGAGGUGGUUCUUCGGCGUCCCGGCUGAGCAGAUUACGCGGAGGGAUGUGAUGCAUUGGCUGGCGUGGUCGUUGUUCGCCACGGAGCUGGAGGAGUUGGAAGCCGAGAGUAAAUGUCAGCCGGCGAACGGGGUGGAAAGCGCAACGCCGUCGACGGCCAACUCGCCCAUGCCGCCGUCCAGCGUGACGUUUGGGGGACCCGUGCCGAAGUUCUCGCUGUCUAGAGCGAUUGCGGGGACGGCGGUGGAGGAGCAGGAAGAUGUACAGGGGGUUCGGGCGCGGGAGGGAGAGUGGGAUCCCACCACGGGCGAUCGCUUGCAGUUUCUGGAAUACUGCUUAGAGCUGCUCGAGACUCGACAGGGGCGGAGCUAUCCUCUGACGGCGCCUGUGGAGCCCAAGAAAAAGACCGCAAAGAUGGGCCCAAGGAUUCGGAUGAUGCGUCUCACCAUCGACCCCGUACGCACGCGCACCAGACCGCUCCUAUGCUACGCGGUCACCAACGGUCUAUCCUACCUCACUAUCCGACGUGCCAUCCGGGGUGGCUUUCAGAUGCGCACCGAGGGACGCCUACCCUACCUCUACCGGCCCGCCCUCUCCACCGGAAAAGACACAACCCCCCUCGUCGUCCUGCACGGCCUCGGCAUCGGACUCGCCCAAUACUCCUCCCUCCUCACCUUCUUCCUUCACUCCCCCGUCUUCGCCCAUCGCCCACUGAUCUUCCUCCUCCAGCCCAACAUCUCGCAGUCCCUCCUCUCGCCGCACUUCCUCCACCCCUUCGGACAUCACGAAACGACCUCUGCCUUCCGCCGCAUCCUCGCUUCGAAUAAUUGGAGCUGUAUCGACGUGCUCUCGCAUUCCUACGGCUCACUCGUCCAUUCGUGGCUCAUCAAGUCGCUCGGCACCGCGAUCCGGCGAUCGUGCUUCGUCGAUCCAGUCUGCUUUCAACUCUGGGUGCCCUUCGUGUGCAGUAACUUUGUCUACAAACGCGCGCGCAAACCGAUCGAGCUCCUCAUGCGCUACUUUGUUGCGCGCGAACUCGGCGUCGCCAACACGCUCUGUCGGUAUUUCGACUGGAGUAGCAACAUUUUGUGGCCGAACGAGAUCGCCAAGUUGCAAGAUGGAAAGAGGACGAGGUUUUACCUGGCGGAAGAAGAUGCGAUUCUCAGUGCCAAAGAUACCUUGGAGUAUCUGGUGGAGAGUGGAUGUCCACGGGAGAACGUGCAUUAUGGGAAAGGCAAGGCGCAUGGGGAGAUGCUCAUGCAUGGUGGGGAGGAUUUUAGAAACGUGGUUGACUGGCUGUCGAUGGAGAUCUGA